AUGGCGCCCAAACGCAAAAGAAACGCGUCCUCGCCGCAGAAAGGACUUCCUCCUGGCGAAAAAUUGAAGCGCGAUGCCAUUCCAGGGGCUUCUAGUUCCUCUCCUUGGGGCUGGGUUGGUUCGCAGGUCGUCGAACCUGAACAAAUAACUUUGGAUCAUCGUCUUUCGGCCUGCAACCUAUCUCGUAGAAAUAACAACGCGUUCUGUCGUAACAAGUACUCUCAACAAGACGAUAUUUUACCCGAACCCCCCUCUUCUUCCUCAAUCACGAAUACCAAUGGAGAACUUGUGGAAGAUAUUAUAGUAAUAUCAGAUGAUGAUACUCUAUCAUGCUCCAAAAAGGACUGCAAAACCAACCCGAAUUGUCUGAACUAUCUGGGGCAAGAAUCUUGGGAAGAUGAAGAUGCACCGGAAGACAAGCUGUUCAAAUUUGCAAAGCUUGGAAGAGACCCUUGUCAAAAUACCCGCGAAGUAGAUCUGCCAGUAGGGUUGAAGAAUCUUGGUGCCACAUGUUAUGCAAACGCUUCUCUUCAGGUGUGGUAUCGAGAUCUGGCAUUUCGAUCAGGUGUAUUUAGUUGCGAGCCUCCAGAAGGCGUACAAGUGGAAAAAUACAAAGAAUCGCCCAUAUUUCAACUUCAAGUCACAUUUGCAGCUCUUCAAAAAGGCAACCAGAAAUCUUUCAACCCCACAAAACUCGUGGAAAGCUUGCAACUGCGAGCAUCCGAACAACAAGAUGCUCAGGAGUUCUCGAAGCUUUUCAUGUCUCACCUGGAUGUCGAAUUCAAGAAACAGACUUCCGCUGUUAAAUCUCUCAUCACGGAACAGUUUCAAGGAAGUCAAGCGUAUGGAACUAUAUGUCACUCGUGUAAAAAUCGGUCGGAAAGGCCUUCAGAUUUCCUCGAGGUCGAAAUAAGUUUCGAUAAUAACUCCACAUUGGAGGACCGCAUUGCUGCGUCUCUAUUACCAGAAACCCUAUCUGGGGACAACAAGUAUUUCUGUUCUCGUUGCGAAUCUUUACAAGACGCUACACGCUACACGGAGCUCCGGCAACUUCCACCUGUUCUUCAUUUCUCUUUGUUACGUUUUGUGUAUGAUGUUUCCACCAUGGAACGGAAGAAGUCCAAGCAUUCUAUCGCAUUUCCACUAGUUCUCGAUAUGCAAAAAUAUAUUGGCUCGAAGAAUGCUCGAAAAAAGCCUUCUUCAGCUGAUAAUGAAGACAAUAUCUAUGAGCUCCGAGGAAUUCUUCUCCACAAGGGAACUAGUGCAUACCAUGGCCAUUACGAGGCACAGGUUCACGAUGCAGAAUAUAAAUCGUGGUACCAAUUCAAUGACGAAACUGUCACUCGGAUAACAACAUUGGGCGACAAGUUUGCACCCCAAACCCACGAAGACAGUGAAGAAAAGCUAGACCAACUACAGGUUCGUAAGAACCGAAUUAAUGCCAGAAAACGAAAACGUAUCGAAGACAGCGAUGACGAAAUUGUCGAUUUAAUCACUUCCAAGGAUGCAUAUAUGCUGAUAUAUGCGAAAAAGUCAAAUGCAACGGCAGUAUCAAAUCCCAAUUCUUCUGUAACACCUGUUUCUCUGCUAUCAGAGCCUCCUGUCCGAGCUAUGGAAGUAAUUCAGACUUUGAACGCGGAGCAUGAAAAUGCUUGUAAACAUUAUAAGGAAAAGGAAGAGGAUGCAAAAUCCAGGUUUCAAGAACUAUGCCACAAGGUUCGCAAUAUCUACCGUAAUUGGUCAUUGCACAAUGAUUCGGAGGAUUCCGUGGUUGUUAGCAGGCAAGCUUUGGAAUCAUGGCUGUCGGAAGAUUGUGUUUCUGCUAUGCUUAAAGAAAGUGGAUUGGAUUCCGCGGUGGACAAUCCCAGCCGCGCCAAAUCGAACUCGCCGACGCCAACCAAAGGCACCGAGUUGCCCAUCGUGAUCUCUAAUGCGGACAUUACAUGCGAGCACGGCCUAAUCGAUCCUCAAAAAUUCAAAGACAUCAAACGAAUAAACCAGCGAAUGUACAACGAAAUUGUGAACACAACAAAUUGCACUUUUGAACCCUUACUUCGACCCCAUGACGCUUGUUCCACUUGCGUUGAAUCAAUUUUCAAAGAAAAACUAUAUGAACUUGAUCACCCGAAACAAGUCAAGCAGUUCGAUGAAAUCUCUUCUGUGGCGGACGAUGAGCUAGGUUACUGGAUAUCAAAAAAAUGGGUGAAGGACUGGAAAUUGAUGAAGCCGAAAAUGCACAUCCCAUCUGUGAAAGAUCCCGGACCUGAUUCUGGAGAGUUUCGCAAUCAUGUCUUAUGCGAGCAUGAUGGAUUAACACUUAACACGAUAAAUCGGCGAAAAAUAUCCGUUGAGGCAAUGCAACUUCUCAGUGACAUUUUCCCAGCUUGGAAACCCCCUUCUAGUAAUACGGAGACUUGUGCGGUAUGCGACGCUGAAGUACACAUAUCGAAAGAAGACAAGAAGGAAAUACGAAGAAAGGCGGAGGAGGAAAAGGCGACUUGGAGACGCUGGGUCAAUAACCCUACAGACAAUACCAGACCCGAAAUAGUGGAUAACAAGAUCUUUCUCUGCCAACAUGAUCAUCUAAUAUUUGACCCAAAUUGUACUAACGACUUGGAUUCGACUAUCCUGAUCAUCGAAAGAAAUCAUUGGGAUGAAUUACAAUCGAUGAAAACAGAAUGGGAGACCGCGGAGAUUUAUAUUCGAAUACGUGGUCCGGAAGAGCCCAAAUCGUCAAACAUUGACUCUGAGUCACCACCGAAAAUAAAACCUAAACCAGCCACAUAUGGCCGAAAUACCGACGGAUCACGACAGUCGCGUCGUUUACGGCAAAUGAAAGAGCAAGGCCAGCGAAGAAGGGUACAGGUGUCUAAGGCUACGACAGUCAAAGAGCUGAAAAUGAUGGCGAACGAAGAGUUUUCUAUUCCUACCAUAUGUCAGCGUCUUUUUUACCAAGGCCGCGAGUUGGAAGACAAUGCGGAAACAGUAGCCAUCCUCAAGAUUUCACCGAACGACAUCAUUGAUUUAAAGGAACAAACUGAGAUCCUCGAGAUUACCUCUGAUUCUGACGAGCCUCCUUCGAAGAAGAGGCGUGAAGGCCGAGGGUUUGGAGGCACACUGUUGGGUUGCGUAGGAUCGAGCUCUCCUGAACGUACUCCAGGACCGACCUUUACUAACUUGGUGGAAGAAAAGCCCUGUCUCGCAUGCACGUUCUCGAAUGGGCCUGAUGCAGUGUCUUGCGAGAUGUGCGAAACCCCAUUCUCGUAA
Psilocybe cubensis is the source of this 3267-nucleotide messenger RNA. RefSeq lists its product as uncharacterized. Gene Ontology annotation, biological process: protein deubiquitination. Gene Ontology annotation, molecular function: cysteine-type endopeptidase activity; protein binding; cysteine-type deubiquitinase activity. The transcript is spliced from 21 exons. Lineage: Eukaryota; Fungi; Basidiomycota; Agaricomycetes; Agaricales; Agrocybaceae. Bases 1 to 3267 code for a protein of 1088 amino acids. The record is from RefSeq and is a predicted model, not a curated record. Gene Ontology annotation, cellular component: nucleus; cytosol.